Exophiala oligosperma is the source of this 1380-nucleotide messenger RNA. RefSeq lists its product as uncharacterized. The record is from RefSeq and is a predicted model, not a curated record. The transcript has a single exon. NCBI's taxonomy places the organism in Eukaryota, Fungi, Ascomycota, Eurotiomycetes, Chaetothyriales, Herpotrichiellaceae. Gene Ontology annotation, cellular component: plasma membrane. The coding region runs from base 240 to 1094 and encodes 284 amino acids.
CUUUGACCCAUACUCGUAUUUUCAUCACUCAGGUCAGAAAAUGUUCUGGCAAUAAUGCUGAUCAUUUGAAAGAGUGUUUUAUCCGAGUAGGACACAUUCCUCACUUCCCAGAUCAUCGUUGUGAGUAGGACUGUGCUGGACCCUGCAUGAGACACGGGUAGACGCUUCGAAGCGGUUCAUUCUUGCUUGCGUGAAUCUCGGACUGUAGCAGAGAACAUCCGGACCAUUGAUUGAACAGGAUGGAUCAAGAAUACUCCGCUUCCACCACAGCGGACAUCAACACGGUUGCGGAGUUCAUUUCUUGCGAAGACAUCUCCUCACUGUCGACAUGCGAACCUGCUGACGUCUUGGUAUUCUGCGGCAACUCUAUAUUACCUAUUGCCCACGAGGUGUUUUCGACCUUGGAGAAACGGGGACCCGAGUUGGCCAGAACGGUCGUGAUUUGCGGUGGGAUUGGCCAUUCGACCAAAUUCUUAUACGAAUCAGUGAGGAACAGUACCAAGUACCACUCGUUAUCACCCAAUAUCCAAGGCAUGCCGGAAGCCAGAGUGCUUCAACUUGUGAUGAAACGAUUCUACCCAGGUGUCAAUGACCACGUUCAGAACUCAGUAGGGACUCUGAGGCUUAUCGUCGAGGACGAGUCGACCAAUUGCGGAUCCAAUGCGACAGAAACUCGCAAGGUUCUCGAAGCUCAUGGCGUUUCAAACCCAAAAUCAUUCAUCAUCGUUCAAGAUCCUACCAUGUCGUUACGGACCGUCGCUUCAUUCAAAAGAGCGUACGCCGAUGUUUCACCAUCACCGAUAUUCUCAGCAUGUCCGACAUUUGUCCCUCGAGUGACAGUGGACGAGACGAGCAAACAAUCACAUUUUCAAGUACCGGGGAUUCAAGAAUCAGAGCUUUGGAGUUGGUCGAGAUUCACGGAUUUGUUGUUGGGGGAAGUCCCGCGCCUGAGAGAUGACGAGAACGGUUAUGGUCCCAAAGGUAGACAUUUCAUCGCUCACGUCGACAUCCCGGAUAUGGUCGAGGAUGCGUGGAAAAGACUGGAAGAGACUCUGGGUCAUCUAGCCUCGAGAAAGGUGGCCCCUAGUCAAUAGGGUCGAUGACAGAUAGUCUGUACGUAUCCGGACGAUCCUCUCUGUCGUGAACAAAAACCGACGGUAAAUGUCCAUCAUGGAGAUUGAAGACGAUGACCCGAGGCUAUUUAUUGUCCGUCUUCCCUACUCCGCGAAUGAAUUUGGGAUGCCUUAGUUGCCACUGACUAUGAUAACUCAUAUACCUAUUCCGCGAAUAUUUUGACAACCCGAAAGAAAAGGUCAGAAAACUAGAGGGAACAGAAGAAAGAUGUAAGCAGGCAGGUCAUGAUCAUAUCUCAUUUUCGUC